GUGGUCGCCCCGCCCACCGGCCUCUACAUCACCACCCCUCUCGCCGCUUUCAAGCGCGGCGAUUGGCUAUAAGCAAGAAAGGGGCACGCCUCUAGUCUUAUGACUCGCUCUGAAGCGCCGAUUCCGGGCUCUUGCAGCGUUGUGGUCGGUGGUCACUGUACGCUUUCCCCGGCUCCGGCGAGCCUUUACCCUGGUGUUGCUGCUCUUGUCGCCACUGCAGCCGCCGACGCCGCCUGCUCCGCGGGAUCAUGGUGUGCUUCCGCCUCUCCCCGGUUCCGAGCUCCGGGCUCAUUCUGUUUUGUCUCGUCCUGGGAGCUGUCCAGUCCUAUGCAUUGGAACUUAAUUUAACAGAUUCAGGAAAAGCCACUUGCCUUUAUGCAAAAUGGCAGAUGAAUUUCACAAUAUAUUAUGCAACUACAAGCAACACUACUGAAUCUGUAACCAUUUCAGACCUUGGCACUGUGACAUAUAAUGGAAGCACUUGUGGGGAUGAUGAGAAUGGUCCCAGAAUAGCAGUGCAGUUUAGAUCUGGUUUUUCCUGGACUGCAAAUUUUACCAAGGCUGCAUCUACUUAUUCAAUUGACAGCAUCUCAUUUUCCUACAACACUAGUGAUAACACAACAUUUCCUGAUGCUAAAGAUAAAGGAGUUGUUACUUUUCAUGACCGUGUGGCAGUCAGGAUUCCAUUGAAUGAAAUCUUUAGAUGCAAUAGUUUGUCAACUUUAGAAGAUCAUGAUGUUGUCCAAAACUAUUGGAAUGUUCUUGUACAAGCUUUUGUCCCAAAUGGCACAGUGAGCACAAAAGAGUAUCUGUGCGAUAAAGAUAACACUUCCACAACAGUGUCACCCAUCAUUCACACCACUGUGCCAUCUCCUACUACAAUACCCACUCCAAAGGAAAAACCAGAGAUUGGAAACUAUUCAGUUAGUAAUGGCAAUGGUACUUGUCUGCUGGCUACCAUGGGGCUGCAGCUGAACAUCACUCAGGAUAAGGUUUCCUCAGUUAUUAACAUCAACCCUAGUACAACUGACUUCACAGGCAGCUGCCAUUCUCAAACUGCUCUACUUAGGCUGAAUAGCAGCACCAUUAAGCAUCUUGACUUUGUCUUUGCCAUGAAAAAUGAAAACCGAUUCUAUCUGAAAGGAGUGGAUAUCAGCAUGUAUUUGGCUAAUGGCUCUGUUUUCAGCAUUGCAAAUAACAAUCUUAGCUACUGGGAUGCCCCCCUGGGAAGUUCUUAUAUGUGCAACAAAGAGCAGACUGUUUCAGUGUCUGGAGCAUUUCAGAUAAAUACCUUUGAUCUAAGGGUUCAGCCUUUCAAUGUGAAGGAAGGAAAGUAUUCUACAGCUGAAGAAUGUUCUGCUGACUCUGACCUCAACUUUCUUAUUCCUGUUGCAGUGGGUGUGGCCUUGGGCUUCCUUAUAAUUGUUGUCUUUAUCUCUUAUAUGAUUGGAAGAAGGAAAAGUCGUACUGGUUAUCAGUCUGUGUAAUCAAUUAAAUCUAGUGCUUUUUUUUGCAACCAGAAGUUAUAUUUCCAUUGGCUAAAGGCCAAUAAAUGCUGUGCAAUAGAUUGUUUAAGAUAUACAGACUAACCUCAGUGAGUUGCUAGCUAACUUGGGCAUGAGUAGCACUUACCUAAGAAAAAAUGUAUUAGGACCAAUCUAUCUUUUUUCUAUUUUCUUUUUUUCCCCUUUGUUAAAGUGUAAUUGAAAGAAAAAAUGUGGCUUAGAAUUUUGUAAGGAAAUAAUGAUUUUAAGCCUCUGGGUCCAAUUAUGAAAGCAUUUCUACUGAAGCAUAAUUUUAUAUGUUGUAGUUACUUGUAUUUUACUAAUUUGAUGUUAUUCACAAAAUCAAAGUUGUUAGAGAAUUUAACUUGCUCCAGGAAAUAAAUUUAAGAAUGUAAUUAAUUCAUUUUCAUUGGUGGCAAAGAUAAAAUUUGUUUCAUAAUAAGUCUUCCUUUCUCCACUUCCUAAUCAGCAAUGUUUACAUCUGUGUUUUUAAAAGAAAGAAAAGGCUUCACAUGUUGUAUUUAAUAGCAAAAGUCUGGCUGUUUUCUCCAUUUCUUUUAGUGGCUAUAUAUUUUAACAAGGAUGUCUUUUAUUUUUUUGCUUUCUGGGAUUUGGACUAUAUUGAUUAUCUAAUGCUUGACAUUUAUGCUGAAGGAUGAAGUAAGACCUUUGGCUUUUUUUAAGGUGUUGAUUUAGAACGGGUUAUGGUUUUUUUAAGGUUAGCAUUUAGAAUUUUUUUUCCCCUCAGAGCCUUAACUUGUUCAGAAAGUUAUUUCAUCCUGCAUUAGAGAAACACACAAUUUCUAUACACUUUGUGUGCUUUCUAUAUUUCCCCAUUCCAUGUAUGAAUAAGUUCUACUUGAUAUUUUUAAUGUAUUGAUUUCUUUUUCUCACUGCAGCAAGUGCUAACUCUAGAGGCUAGUGGGUCCUGAUGUGUCAUCAGUCAGAUGGCUGCCUAGCCAAAGCUGAACUGAGAUUGUUGUACAAAUUUGUUGAUCUUGAUAUAGACUUAUAUUCCUGUAGGGACCUCUAAUGGCUCUGGUUUCUGGAGUAAGGUACUAGAGACUACUCAUCUCUGUGUCUGCUUGAUUGGUUCAGUUGUUGAAUUGCCUGCCCUUUUAUUUGGAAGCAUAGUUGUUGUUGUGUAGGACCCAAAUGGUUGUUUUGCACACCUAUCAUUAGCAUAAGGCAGAUGUUUAUUUUAUUAAGCUAUUUUAUCUCUACAUUUAACUAAAGAAAAAUUUCCCAAAGAUCUGCCUUCACUUCAGUAAUUUUCCUUGGAUUAAAAGAAUCAAGCCUGAACCUUAAAGUUAGUUCGUUAUUAAAUCUAAGGAUUCAGUCCCAAUCUACCUCUCAGCACAGUGCAGAUGUUUACCACUGUAUUGCUGCCAUUUACUGAUACCAGAACUCUUUGCCAAUAACUGCAAUUACAAAAGUUUGUUAAAAAGAAAAAAAUUAGUAUCUUUCUUUACUGUCUUCUCUAUAUGUACAUCUUGAAAGCAUAUAUUCCAGACCGAAGUAGAAAGAGUGCUCAGUUACAACUCUUUUAGAAUUCUAUAGCUCUAACUUGCAGAUUCAAGCUCUCCUCUAUUUGCUAAGUAUUUAAAGAAUGUUUUCUUUUAAAAUGUUCUUCUAUGAGAUACAACUGCUUAUUUAUUAUUUGGUAAAAGGCAUUUGGCCAAAAUGAUGGCACCAUAAAGAACAGUGGCUUCAUUUCAAUACAUAUUUUUGAGAUGAUUAUCUAGAAGCCAGAUUAGUUAAAUCAGCUUGUGACCUUGCUAAGUAUAUAAAUUGGAAAUUCAAAAUUAUGGGUCCAUUUAAAAGUUUUCUAUUUCUUGGGCAGGAGACUAAUAUCACAAAUUCCUCUGUCUUAGAUAAUUAGCAAAUUUGUGUUUAAUUCUCUGAGAAUUAAAAUACAAAAUAUUAACAGAGGGUUAAAAGCUGCUUCAACUCCAGUAAAAUACAGGAAGCUCAAAAUCUAUGAACUGAGUGUUCAAUUAGCUUUGCUUACUGGGUUCAUUUUUAUGUCAAUACAACAGUGGAUCAGACAGUAGGACUUUGAACUCAUGAAUAUAAGGAUUCAUUUUUCACUUAAGCUGCUUUGAAAGAACUGAUGCUUGCUGCUACCUAAUGUUUUGGAUAUAUAAAUUUAGAGAACUAAUUAAUACUUGGAAAAUAAAACAUACUGUGGUACUACUGUUUGAUCUGAUAUGUGUGAUUUUAGAUUGAUGGAUUUAAAAAUAAUAAAGAUCAUACAUUUCAUGCCA
Carlito syrichta (Philippine tarsier) is the source of this 3772-nucleotide messenger RNA. It is a transcript of the gene LAMP2, whose product is annotated as lysosomal associated membrane protein 2. The coding region runs from base 249 to 1487 and encodes 412 amino acids. Gene Ontology annotation, cellular component: autophagosome membrane. NCBI's taxonomy places the organism in Eukaryota, Metazoa, Chordata, Mammalia, Primates, Tarsiidae. The record is from RefSeq and is a predicted model, not a curated record. Gene Ontology annotation, biological process: cellular response to starvation; protein targeting to lysosome involved in chaperone-mediated autophagy; autophagosome maturation. The transcript is spliced from 9 exons.